UCAUCGUAAAAGCAGAAGCGCCGCAUAUUCAUUUCAAUUGAGUUGCUUCAGAAAAGUCAGUCCAGGAAAAUAGUGCAAGAGAUUAGGUUCCAAAUUUAUAAUGGCAUUCAAGUUGAAUAACAUGAAUAAAGCUACAGUUUUCGUUACCCUGCUUGGGCUGCUUCUUGGUGUCUUAGCUCGCUCAUGUGUGCAGGGGCUGCAGAAGAAUGAGGGGGAGGAGAAUGGAAGCUACUUUGGACAACAAUUCGAUGAACUAUGCAAUAACGUGUGUACAAGUAUCCAGAAUGGCCUCGUCACUUUAACAGUUAAAUUCCUCCAUUUCUUCAUUUCAAGUUGCUUACAGUUUAGAUAUUUGCCAGCGUUGUUUCCUGCGCCUUGGACCAUGUCUAUGUCAUUUUGGGUAGCAUUUACUCGAUCAAUCUCAUCGAUGCCGAACAACCCUCUGCAAUAACUUUUGAUUCAUCUUUGACUUUCGGCCACUGCUGUAUUCCACCCACAUGCACCCUCCUGACUGAGAAGGGAAAGAGACAAAGGGGGGAGGAGGGGGAAGGGGGGAAACGUUUGGGUUGGCAUGGUGUUGUAGGUGAAUUUGGGUUAAAACAAAUUACUGUGACAGCAUAGCCCAAUCCAAGUUUCUGAGAAUGCAAAGCUAGGCUAUUAAUUACGAGGCAUAAAAC
Messenger RNA from Theobroma cacao (cacao), 677 nucleotides. The record is from RefSeq and is a predicted model, not a curated record. NCBI's taxonomy places the organism in Eukaryota, Viridiplantae, Streptophyta, Magnoliopsida, Malvales, Malvaceae.